AGCCUAGGCCACCGGCAGCGGAAGUGGAGGCGCAGCCGGAAGUAACCGGAUUCUCCGCGAGCCGGUCCUUGACAGGAUCCUGAGGUGCAGAAAGGAGGCGGUGGCCAUGGAGUUGGGCGAGCUACUCUACAACAAGUCGGAGUACAUCGAGACGGCAUCUGGGAAUAAAGUUAGUCGCCAGUCAGUGUUGUGUGGAAGCCAGAACAUUGUUCUCAAUGGCAAGACCAUUGUAAUGAAUGAUUGUAUAAUCCGAGGGGAUCUGGCCAAUGUAAGAGUUGGACGCCACUGUGUUGUGAAAAGUCGUAGUGUUAUAAGACCACCAUUCAAGAAAUUCAGCAAAGGCGUUGCAUUCUUUCCUUUACAUAUUGGGGACCAUGUUUUUAUUGAGGAAGACUGCGUGGUCAACGCCGCUCAGAUUGGUUCUUACGUUCACGUUGGCAAGAACUGUGUGAUUGGGCGCCGAUGUGUGCUGAAGGAUUGCUGCAAAAUCCUUGACAAUACAGUGUUACCUCCAGAAACUGUGGUUCCACCAUUCACUGUCUUCUCAGGCUGCCCAGGACUCUUCUCAGGGGAGCUCCCGGAGUGUACUCAGGAGUUGAUGAUCGACGUCACCAAGAGCUACUACCAGAAGUUUUUGCCUUUGACACAAGUCUAGUGACUCUGCCUCAAGCCUUGAAAUUGCUUGAGCUCUGAGAUGAACUUGGGGACAAAGUGAGUGGUCGGCAUCUAAAAGAGCUCUUGUAUCUUUGCAACUUCCACCCUCUUUUCCUUUUUAAUUUAGAGUUUUUCAAUUGUUCAAGGCUCUAAGCUUUUAAGAAUUUAUUAAGAGAAUGUCUGGAGGAGUUGUCUUCAUGUGCUGCUUCUAUCUUAUCUAUUAGCAGUCAUACUGUACCAUUAUCUGUCCCCAGCACCCCAGUCCCUGGUCCUGAUGGCUGGAGCCUGCCUAAAAUGGGCCUGCAGAGCAGCAGUCCUUGCCCAGCAGGGAAGUCAAGGGGCUGGUGUGCUGCUCACAGCCAUGCAGUACCCCACUGUGCACCCCUCCUGCAGAGAGCCUUCAGCUUGCCUGCUGCUGCUGCUGUGUUUGGCCAGUGGCUACAUUUGCAACAAAUUACAAUUGUUUAUGGUAUUUGGGAAAAUUCUUUAUGGCUUGAGAGUCCAAAUUCCUAUGGCUACUAAACCGGAAGGGAAGGUAGUGUUUUUCAUCUUCUCCAAAUGACCUUAUCUGUCCCAAGGUUAAUAAGAGAUUUUUUCUUUUUUUUUUUUUGGUACCGGGGAUCGAACUCAGGACCUUGCACUUGUAAGGCAG
Molecule: messenger RNA, 1306 nt
Organism: Fukomys damarensis (Damara mole-rat)
Lineage: Eukaryota; Metazoa; Chordata; Mammalia; Rodentia; Bathyergidae
Gene: Dctn5
Product: dynactin subunit 5
Exons: 6
Coding region: 107-655 (182 amino acids)
Source: RefSeq, a predicted model, not a curated record